AUGUAUCCCUAUCAUGUUUUAAUGCUAUUUCUAGAUGGGCUUGAUCAAAUGCACCGGGGAGAGGACUAUGAUCUCUAUUGGACUCAGAAUAGCAUAGUUCCGACGGAGAAGGAGUAUUUGAAUAUGAUUGAUGCGAGUACGUUUUUACCACUUGUUCACCUUGAACUUGAAAAUCAUUUUACUUUGGUCGGACGAUAUUUCCAAAUCCGCGACGACUACCAGAGCCUGACGUCUUCGGAGUACAUUGAUACUAAAGGCUUCUGUGAAGAUCUGGACGAAGGAAAAUAUUCUCUGCUCCUAAUCCAUUCUUUGCAGAAAGGGGACCCCUUGAUACAGGGUAUCCUCCAGCAGCGGAAAAUCAGCGGAAGCUUAACGAAGGAAAUGAAACAAAUUGUUCUCCAGCGGUUGAAGAUCAAUGGAAGCCUGGAUUACACACUGUCUGUCAUCAAGGAGCUCUAUGAAUUGAUCAAGGAGGAGCUUGAAGCCUUGGAACGAGAGACGAAGAAGAAGAACUGGAUCUUGUGGCGGGUGCUCCACCAGCUGAAGGUUUGA
Penicillium waksmanii is the source of this 552-nucleotide messenger RNA. RefSeq lists its product as uncharacterized. The transcript has 3 exons. Gene Ontology annotation, biological process: isoprenoid biosynthetic process. The record is from RefSeq and is a predicted model, not a curated record. NCBI's taxonomy places the organism in Eukaryota, Fungi, Ascomycota, Eurotiomycetes, Eurotiales, Aspergillaceae. Gene Ontology annotation, molecular function: prenyltransferase activity. The coding region runs from base 1 to 552 and encodes 183 amino acids.